AUGUUUGGUACCUCCUUCAGUGUGUACCGAGUCGAUCGAAACAGUUCUAACAGUAAUCGCUCACGCGGCGGUGGUGUCUUGAUAGCUGUUUCCAACGCGCUUGCUUCAUGUCAAAUCGCCGUUGAUCGAUUUACUUCAAUUGAAGCGGUCUGGGUAAAAGUGAGUCUCCCAACAAGGAAUGCUUUCAUUGGAGCAUUGUAUAUUCCUCCGGACGGAAGGAAUGAUAGUGGUAUAAUUCAACAACAUCUUGAUGCCAUUGAAUAUGCUUCUUCUUUGACUGACCUGGUGGAUGUACUUCUCUUGCUUGGUGACUUCAAUCAACCUGGGCUUAUUUGGCUGCAAUCUGGGCAUAGGUAUGCAUUUCCUGAUCCGGACAAUUCGACAACUACUCCUGCCAGCCGUCUACUCAUCGAUGGAACUGCUUUCUUUGGACUAAGCCAGAUUAGUUUGAUAUCAAAUUUCCAAAAUCACUUCCUCGAUUUGGUGUUUGUUAGCGAAAAUUUACUACCUGACUGUGCGGUCGACGAGGCACCGGAUGCCAUAGUUCCGCUCGAUAAUUAUCAUCCUGCUCUGGUGAUAUCUAUCGCGAACAGUGAUCUUGUCAGAUUCGAUGAUAGCUCGAAUGCUGACUGUUUGAAUUUUCGCAAGACAGAUUUCGAACUACUCCGGCGCAAAUUAUCCCUAUUUGACUGGAAUGCUUUGAAUGACUUGGAUAUUGACACAGCGGUUGGCCGUUUUAACUGUUUCCUCAGUGACUGUGUAUUUGCCUCCGUACCGAAGCGCCAACCUCCAAGAAAACCACCAUGGACUAAUGCUACGCUACGCAACCUCAAACGGGAACGUGCUAGGACUCUUCGUGCCCUGACUAAACGACGUUGUGCUAUCACUAAACGAAAUUUCUCAAUCGCUAGUAAUUGUUAUCGCCGCUAUAACAAGCAUCUUUACAAGCAGUAUGUGUGUCGCAUGCAGCAUAAUCUUCGCCGUCAUCCCAAGGGAUUCUGGUCGUUCGUCAAUACAAAGAGGAAAGAAAACGGACUACCGUCAAGAGUGUUUCUUGACAAUGAUGUUGCCUUGAAUGCCGAGGACAAAUGUAAUCUCUUCGCCAAACACUUUUCGACCGUCUUUUCUAAUGCUUUGCCAUCUCAAGCUGACAUCGCAAGAGCAGCGAGAGAUGUACCUAACAAUGUCAUCAGCAUGGAUGUUUUACCGUUGAAACUGAUAUGGUUGUCUCGGCGAUAA
Molecule: messenger RNA, 1239 nt
Organism: Armigeres subalbatus
Lineage: Eukaryota; Metazoa; Arthropoda; Insecta; Diptera; Culicidae
Exons: 1
Coding region: 1-1239 (412 amino acids)
Source: RefSeq, a predicted model, not a curated record